AUGACUGCAUUAGACGUGAGCAUUAAACCUGAUCAACAUGUAUUCAGAGGAGAGACGGUCACUAUCAGAUGUGACAUUGAUGGUGAAGGAGUCACUAGCUGGCAGUACAGCUGGUAUAAAGACAGUUCAGUCAGUGUUUUCAGUGAACUACAGGAACACACAUUCAGUCCUGUUACUGAGUCUGAUGCAGGUAAAUACUCUUGUUAUGGAGCAGAGAGAGGAGGAUCACGCAGCUCACAAAACAGUGAUGCAUUUAGACUGACAGUAUCAGAUAGAGCCCAGGCAGUUUUAAGUGUUUCUCCACAGAAGUGGUUGACUGAAGGAGAUCCAGUGACUCUGAUCUGUGAGGUUUACGGCUCCUCUACAGGCUGGACAUUCAGCUGGUUCUCUGCAAAUGCUUCAUCAGUGGCGGACUGGCCAUCUGGAGCACCAAGAGUUUUCUCGUGGACCGCUGUACAAUGUGGGACGGCCCAUUGCAGCAGAAGAGGCACCUUCAGCACCAUGGAGAGCUCCCGACUCUCAGGCUCUGCCUUUAGGGAUGAUACUGGAAAGCAGAUCUAA
This is a messenger RNA of Sinocyclocheilus rhinocerous, 561 nucleotides long. RefSeq names its product leukocyte immunoglobulin-like receptor subfamily A member 4. NCBI's taxonomy places the organism in Eukaryota, Metazoa, Chordata, Actinopteri, Cypriniformes, Cyprinidae. The record is from RefSeq and is a predicted model, not a curated record. The transcript is spliced from 5 exons. Gene Ontology annotation, cellular component: external side of plasma membrane. Bases 1 to 561 code for a protein of 186 amino acids. Gene Ontology annotation, biological process: immune response; cell surface receptor signaling pathway. Gene Ontology annotation, molecular function: transmembrane signaling receptor activity.